Messenger RNA from Aspergillus puulaauensis, 2328 nucleotides. RefSeq names its product transcription factor domain-containing protein. Bases 1 to 2328 code for a protein of 775 amino acids. Gene Ontology annotation, cellular component: nucleus. Gene Ontology annotation, biological process: positive regulation of transcription from RNA polymerase II promoter by galactose; DNA-templated transcription. The transcript has 3 exons. The record is from RefSeq and is a predicted model, not a curated record. Lineage: Eukaryota; Fungi; Ascomycota; Eurotiomycetes; Eurotiales; Aspergillaceae. Gene Ontology annotation, molecular function: zinc ion binding; RNA polymerase II cis-regulatory region sequence-specific DNA binding; DNA-binding transcription factor activity, RNA polymerase II-specific.
AUGGAGGGUCACCCGUCGAAGAGGUCAAGUCCUUCGGAACCGCCUCGGAGCAGGAAACGAGCCAAGUACACCCAGCUGGCCUGCAACGAAUGCAAGCGUCGGAAAUUAAAAUGUGACGGGAAACCUGUCUGCUCGCGGUGUACCGCCCAGAAUGUCCAAUGCAUCUACACUCCGAGCAGUCACGCCUCGGCCAAUACCCCUGCAACGCCACUGGGCGAAGGCCGCGAAGAUGGUGGAUUCUCGAAUAAGUUUAGAACGGUUGACCAGCAGAUUGAGGCGCUGCACCGCGAGAUGAGAGUCAUGUCGGCGCGCAUGCGUGAGCUGGAGUCCGUAUCUGCAGGUACGCCGAGCGCUACUAACAAUACUUCCAUCUCGUCGUCGUCGGUUAGUGCGGGCUUACAGCGCAUCAUGAACCGGCCGGUUUCGCCGGAUUAUAUCGGCCCAACGAGUGCGGAGUUUGGAAUUACGCCACGGCGGAGGCCAGUUGAUGAAAGCGAUGGCGAGGAAUUGGAGUCGGAGUCAACGACUGCUCCGAGCCCGGCUGCUGUGUCGGAUGUUGAGGCCAUGUCGAAUGACCCUCUUGGAUGUCUGGGCAAGGAGGAGGCACUGAGGCUGGUGACGGUGUACGAGAAUAACGUGGGCUUAAUGUACCCGUGUAUCGACCUUGAUAGCGUGCGGAGCUAUGUCAAUGAUUAUUUUAAGGAUGGACCGACGCCACCUGGGAUGACGGAUCAGGAUUGGUUCUUUGCUAGAGAUGCAGAGGUGCUCAAGAUACUGCUGGCUACGGCGUUGCUGACCGAGUCUCAUGGACGGAGUGAGCGAGCUGCAUUGCUGGCGGACAGUGUGGAGGAUCGGUUCGCCACGCGCCUCAAGAUUCCGGAAGUGGACAUGAAGGAAUUGCUUAUCCUAACCUUGCUGUCUAUAUUCCACUCAUAUCGUGACGACGAAGUCAUAGCCUGGCGAAUAAUCGGCUUGGCUGUUCGAGGAUCCUUGCAACUAGGGCUUCAUAGACAAGAAACCUGGCUACGAACAGGCGGAGUAUUUCCCGGUGAGCUCCAAUGGACCUUUGCCACACGACUAUUCUGGUGUAUAUAUGUCCUGGACCGUAAAUGGUCUUUUGGGACCGGCCUCCCAUUCGCAAUCCAGGAUUCAGAUAUGGACACAAACCUUCCCGAGCCAGGCGCUGCAACGCCAUACUUGACAUGCAUGAUAAACUAUGCCCGGCUCAGCACCAAAAUUUGGGGCCUUGUCAUGGGAUGGAGGAGUCGGCCCAAGGCUGCAACAUCCGACUACUGCUCUUACCUAGACUUCCAAGUCCAGCAAUGGAUCCAGUCUAUCCCGCGUGAACUACGCCUCGAACAGGGCCCUUUGCCGGGUGGAACACGCUCUGAGAACUUAGACACAGACCCAGACUCAACCGGCGGCAUAAAAAUGCUCCAGGUACUCCUCGCGCUGCAAGCAAACCAACUCCGCAUCCUCGUCUACCGCCAGAACCUCCUCAGCAGCGAAAGCAUCGAGUCCAACAUCGCUGGCGCCUCAACAGCAGUCGAAACCGCCAAAUCAACAGUACACAUGCUCGGUUACUUCUCUCGCGUUUCCGACAUCUACUUCCAGCGCCCCGAACCAUUCAACUACUUUCUUAUCUCCGCGCUGGCCGCCCUCUUCCUUGCUGUCCUCCAUGCCCCAGGCCGAUUCAGUCAGGUCUGCAGGCCUGAGUUCUAUGCGGCAGUGGAUAUGGUCCGCCGCUCCUCAACGAGAGCACCUACCUCUCGCAGAUUGCAGAAGAUCAUCCGGAGCUUGAAGCUCAUCCGCUUGAAUCUAGACAGCAGGUCACAGUCGCCGAACAGAAGACAGCAACAAAAACAACAGCAGACACCCUCCCACGCACCGGGCUCUGUCUCUCACAUUGGCGGGGGAACUGGACUUGGACACACCCAUGAGCCGAAUUCUCGAACUAGCAUGGCCGGUAUACCCACGCCCUCCAUGCACACCUCUCCAUCUUCUAUACCUGCAUCCCACCACGGUCGCCACCUACACAAUCAACCAAGAAACACACACUACAGCUCCGGUCUUCUUACACCGCAGCCCUCGGCGUCUAUAUGGCCCACUUCACCUGAGACAGCCACCUGGGUCGACGAGAAUAGUUGUGAAGACCUGACGAGUUUCUUUGAGAUGGCUGGUGGGCUGUAUUUCGAUCCAAGAGUGGAUCCAGGCCUUGAAAAUGGAACCGGGAGUGACUUACCCUCGCAGAGCGGGGUUACUGAUGCCCUUGGGGUGUUUGAGGCUGAGGAAGAAGCGUUGACGAGGGUUAUGGCUGGUCUAUUGUAG